GCCCUGCGGUACUGACUGUUUUGAUUUUGGUGCGCAAUAACAUCGAAAAGAAAGUAUUAUUGCUGUGGUAACAACUAUCGUGUUUAAACGAGAUGGAUCCUGCGAGACCGCGCUCGCGCUCUGGCUCUCGUCCGAGACGCAGACUUACACCAAGCAAGCUGCGAGAACAGCAAGAAAAGAUGCCCUUGGCGAAGUUGGCACAAAAAUUGGCAAAACAACACGCAAGAGAUCGGUCUGGUACCCCUGAAAGACCGUCCAGUGCUUCGAGGCGUAAAGUUUCUCUUGAACCGGCAGAAGUCUGUGAGGCACGGAGAAAUUGGUCAGGCUUCAGAGUCAUUGAUCUGGAUCUCUUUGUGACAGAGCUCCUUGAAUGUGUUCGGUGCAAGAGCUGUAGAAAACCUGUGAAACUAACAGAGAUUACUGUGUGUGGCCUGAGCUCUAAAUUUGAACUCAAUUGUGAAAAGUGUGGUGUUUUGAAAUCUUUUAGAAACUGUGAAAAUGUUGGGACUGAUAACAAUGUAAUAGCAGAAGCAAACAGAAGAGCGGUGUUUUCAACCCGAGCUGUUGGUGUAGGUCAUGAAGGAUUGAAGACAAUUUGUGCUCUAAUGGACUUUCCUCCCCCUGUGUCCAAACCAACCUAUGACAAAGCUAUAAAAAUUAUUCAUAAAAGUUUUCAAGAUGAAGCAGAUAUGUCCAUGUUGCGUGGAGUAGAACUUGAAGUUGAAAUGGAGGGCAGCAGGGAUAUAAAUGGAAGUGGAGAUGGAUCAUGGCAGAGACGAGGGCAUGUUUCUAAAAAUGGAAUCGUGUCCCUAAUUGGAGCAAAUUCUGGUAAGGUUAUGGAUGUUGAUGUACUGUCCAAAGUUUGCACUGGUUGUUCCUUAUACUCCGGACCCAAAGAAGGGCCUGAGUAUGAUGAGUGGAAUGCCGCUCACAUCCCUGUAUGUGCUAUCAACCAUGAGGGCUCUUCUGGUAUGAUGGAAGUGACUGGAAUGCUCAACAUUUUCAAUCGGUCUGUUGCCACAAGAAAUGUUCGCUACAAAAAGUACAUAGGAGAUGGUGAUGCAAAGACCUACAAAAACAUAUGUGAUGAGAAACCGUAUGGCGAUGACUUCAUUCCUGAGAAGGUGGAGUGUGUUGGCCAUGUUCAAAAAAGAAUGUCAACUAGACUGAGAAAACUAAAAAAGGACAUGAAGGGGAAAAAAUUGAAGGAUGGAAAACCUUUGGGAGGUCUUGGCAGACUAACCGAUAAGAAAAUAGACCAGCUCGCUACCUACUAUGGAAAUGCCAUAAGAGGUAAUAAUGAUGUAGAUUCAAUCAGAAAUGCAGUUUGGGCUACCUUCUAUCACUACAGAUCCACAGAUGCUAAACCUCAGCAUCACCUCUGUCCUAAGGGUGAAAGUUCAUGGUGCAAAUACAAUAAAACUCAAGCACUAAAACAGCAGUUCAAACAUAAGGCUUCACUCCCUGAAGCUGUCAUGGAUGCUAUCAAGCCAGUCUAUGUAGACCUCACAAAAGAUGAGCUCUUGCAGAAAUGUGUAGAUGGAAUGACACAGAACCCUAAUGAGAGUUUUAAUGCUUUGGUUUGGAAAGCUGUUCCAAAAACUAUUUUUUGUCAACGUCUUAAGGUUGAACUUGGAACAUAUGAUGCCGUCCUUACAUUCAAUGAUGGUCAGAAAAGCAAGAUUCAAGUGCUGGACAGGAUAGGAGUCACUGCUGGAAGGCAUAUGAUCAACUGGGCAAAUUCAGUGGAUGCAGCGAGGAUCAAGAAGGCUGACCAACGGGCUGAGCAAGAGACCAAGGAGGCCCGUCGAGCCAGGAGGUUGGCUGGGAAGGCUCAUGAAGAGAGUCUAAAUGCACAGGAGGGAGGCCCUAGUUAUGCUGCUGGAGAAUUUUAG
Thrips palmi is the source of this 1895-nucleotide messenger RNA. RefSeq lists its product as uncharacterized. NCBI's taxonomy places the organism in Eukaryota, Metazoa, Arthropoda, Insecta, Thysanoptera, Thripidae. The record is from RefSeq and is a predicted model, not a curated record. Bases 93 to 1895 code for a protein of 600 amino acids. The transcript has 4 exons.